GGAAGUCACUGUCACUGCAUUGCAGUCUUGGUGUCUUGGCAGCCCAUAGCAGUAUUCCUCCCAUUAACCUGUACUCACCAGCUCAUGGGGUAAGAUCAACAUGACAUAAAUCUACUGGUAUAGCAUCACUCUACCUUUAACCAUUUAUAUAUCACUGGCAUUCACUGUAUUCCUCUUAUAUUUAAUCUUCAUAUGUUAAUUUGUGCAACUGAAACCAGUGAAUACAUGAUAUUAUUCUCAGCAAACAAGACUGGACAUCAGUGUGUUAAGGUGGAUUACAGAUAUUUUUUUUUUUUUACGAUAUUUUUACGAUAAAUAAUAAUAAUGUUUCCGGGGUAUAGAUUGCACAUGGUCAUAGUGUGAGAUUUUCUCAAGAUCCCAUAAAGAAAAACGUAUAAAUAUCACAAACCAUUGUGUAAGCUUUUCACAAGAUCCCAGUAUAAGGACAAUAAACUGUCACAAGUGAUAAUGUGAGCUUUUAGCAAGAUCCCCAAAAGAGACUUUAAACUGUCACAAGUUAUAAUGUAAGCUUUUCAGAUGAUCAAACAGGAGAACUUAGACUGUCACAAGCCAGGGUGUUAACUUUUCACAAGAUUAGACAGAGGAAUAUGAAUACUGUCACAAGCAUUUCUUCAUUUCCGAUUAAAUUAUCUUCCAAAUGCUUCCAGCUAUAGUGUGAUUCGCCCCUCCUCCUCCCCCCAAGAUCCCAUAAGAGACUUCAGACUGUCACAAGCAAUGAUAAUGUGAGAAUUUCACAAGAUUACACAGAAAAGAAUUCAUACUGACACAAGUCAAAGCGUGAGCUUUUAACUCCCAUAAAGAAAAACAUCCAUUUAUCAUAAUCAAAAAGUAUGAGCUUUUAACAAAAUUUCAUAGAAGAGGUUUAAGUCGCAAGCCUUAGUGUAUAAAAGGGGGAGGGGGCAGCGCCUUGGUAAAGUCAUCAGAUCCAUGCUGAUAUAAAAUGUUAGAAAGUGGACAAAAAAAAACCAAUAUAUAUAUAUAUAUAUUGCAGCAAAUUAGUAUAUUGAUUGUAGGAAAAAAUGGAAUUGCACUUACAAUGAUACUCCUUGGCGGUUUAGUCCCCGCCUGUGGAUAUGAACUUGGUCCAUAAGGGGUAGUCCAGGUAUAUAGAAAUAAAGCAAAUAGUCACCCUAGUAUGUCAGGUAUCUUAGCUUUGCGUUAAUAUAUACAAAGUGCCCACUCUCAUUUAUUGGAGCCUUCUGAUGGCUCCUAGUGCAAAGCGUAGAGUGGAAAGAUCCCCACUCUUGAAUAUAUUUAGGUUAAAAUCCACACCGUGGUGUAUAUUAAAAAAAUAAAAAUUAAAUAUAGUGCUCUCUGUGUGAUGAAAUAAAAUAAAAGGAGAUGUGCUCACUGGCUUAAAUCAAAAAGUGUUUUUGGUCAAUCUAAAAGGCAUAGGUGGAAUAUUGCCCACCAAAGGAAAAUGAUGUCCAAAUGUCAGUAUGAUAACAGGAAGUUCCAAGGGUAGUAAAAAUACACUUAUAUAUACUUUAUUGAGAAAUUGUUAUACAAACAAUAAAAAUAGAAUGAAGUAACAGACUAACAUGUUACAGAUGCGUAACAGUCUAACGCAUUCCACAAGAUAGCCAGCAAAGGCUAACAGAAAUGUUUUCAAAGUUUUUGUGUUAUCCUUUGCUGGCUAUCUUGUGGAAUUUGUUCUACUGUAGGCAUCGUGGUUCUCAAGGAUGAGAUUUAGAGGGUGGAAAGCACAUACCAAUACAUUUCGUGAGUUUGGAGAUAUAUAUUUUUUAUUUUAAGCAUUCUUUAUUUAUGUACAGGCAUGCAAGCACAAAAGCUAUGUUCAGGAGCGGUGGGACCUGACUGCCAUGCUGAUCAGUCAGAGUUCUGCAAGAAACAACUGAAAAUCUUGCUUUUGGAAGCUUUAUCACUUGCAGUAACAUAAUAUUUCUGUCUAUAAGUCACCUGGCAGUCUUGAUGGCAUCUGAUUAUGCUUUUCUGAGGCAGCUCGACUGAUGCUUGGAUGAUUUUGAGAGAAGCAGACCUGCAGCCUACAAGUGGCUGAUUCCUUUACCGGUUAUCUGCAGCCUGUGUCUACUAACAGGGUCUGGUUCUUCACCAUCUUCCCCUCUCCCUGGUUAUCCCAGAAGCAAUCAGAUUAUUAUGGCUAGGAACACAGCUCAAAACAAGACAAGUGUGCCCUGUCUUGCCCAAACUGGCAGACGCUGUAUUAUUACUCGACACCAAGGGCCAGCAGUCUUCUACUCUGGCCAAACUAGACCAGUUGUUUGCACAUUAUUGGGCCAAGCCAAGCCUCUGACUACAGUUCCUUCAACUAGGAAUGAUGCCCAUGCCUCCGAGUGUCUCUCUCCCCCAGGCAGGGCAUAUCUAUGAGAGGGCACUUACUCAUACUUCCUCACGAUGCUGUAGGCCUCGUAUCCAAGGUCUUGCAUGCAAGUGAAUGAUGGAGAUCUCUCUCACUGCUACCUAUGUUCCAGAAGGCAGAGGUUAAUGCCUUACCCGAAGUCUGGAGUUCACGAUCUGCUGCUGUGGAUACUGCAACCCGCCAGGCUUUUUGUCUGGACUCCCGCUUGCAUACAGACUUCUGGCUGUAUGUAGUAAUAUGGACUUUUGCUCAGCUUUUUUCUUUAUAAUUUCCUACAUUUGACAGGCAUCAAUUAGGAAUCUUCAACCAGUGCAUGUGUUAUCCUUUAUUUCCUUUUCAUUAAUCCUCUAGCAAUGUGUUUUCUUUGUCUUUAUUUUAUUAUAUUCUUUUAAAAAUGGGCAAUCAUUUGUAACUUACUAAGACGGAUAUUGUUAUUCUUACAUGUUGUAUCUUUUACCUCUAUAUUUGUUAUCGACUAAUAUUUCGACCUUAUCUGUAGAUUUUCAUUGCACGUCCAAAAAAAACCAACAUUUUGGUCAGUACAAUUUUCUAAAAAGUCAUGCAGAUUUGCAGAUUUUACAGUUUUGAAUUAAGAGAAUUGAUGAUUCUAUAGAAAUUACUUGUUUUGUCAGUGUAUUUAUAAAAUGCUAACAUAUGCCCUGAUUUAAUAAGCAUUUUUACAUAAACUUAAAAUUAUAUAUUUUGAAAAAUAUAAUUUUUUAUACAUUGAUUUUUUUUGUAUAUAUGAUAUUCUAUUAUAUUUUAAUAGUUUGGGGGGGAGGGGAAAUUAAAAGUUUAUCCAAAAAUAUUCAAAAUUUUGAAAAGUUUAUCCAAAAUAUUAAAUCGAGGCCAUAAUCAGGAUUAAACAUACAGCAGUAGUUCUAACUAUUUGUCUUUGUGAUUUUGUGCCACUUACUUUGAUUGUACUGGCAUAGCUAUCAUAUUCGUGCUGCUAAUUUCUCUAUGGAAAUUCCAUACAGGAGGAAGCCUUUGGAAUGUGACGUAUACAUGACAAGUUCAUGGCAACACACAAGGUGAGGCAGGUUGAGUGAGGUUCAUUAUUAUUAAGACUGUCACAUAAAGUACACAGUGACAUGAAAAUGACUGUAAUUACUUUGUAAUGAUAGCACAAUAUGAGUGAACUAGAUGUAAUUAAUAGUAUUAGAGCGCUCUCUACUGGGUUGAAGGAGAAAUAAUCUAAGGGACAAUUGUUUUACCAUUGAUAUUGAGAUCUGAGAUGAUGCAAAGUUUAAGGGACAUUCCAAGCACCAAAAAAACUUAAUCUAACUUAAGUUGUUAUGGUGCCACAAGGCCCCUAGAGCAACUCUUACCUUGAGAAUGGUUAAACCCCAAAGUUGCCUCCAGAGGCGAUUUCCACUCCUCCACCGGCGGCAUCUGGCUUCAACAUUUUCAGAUUCAGAAGGCGCGGAUUGCCGCUGGGCAGGGGCGCUGGUGAUUGGCUGAGAGCGGCCAGCUGAAGGUCUCGGCCAAUCAGUGACUCCCUAUUCACUAAACUGACUUCUAAAGAAACAUGCUUUUCUCAAGCUCAGCCAAUCAGCGUUCAAUAAAUUGAACUUUAAUCACUCACAGGGUACUCCUGCAGGGUCUAGCAGGCUAUUAACAGAGCAGGAGAUAAUAAAUUCUAUAUUAAAUAUACUGUGCAAUAAACAAAGUUUAAACAGUAGAUCUCACUUUACAGGAAGUGUUUAGGAAGGCUGUGUAAGUCACAUGCAGGAAGGUGUGACUAGGGCAUAAACAAAGUUAUUAAACUCCUAAAUGGCAGAAAAUUGAGCAGUUAGACUGCAGGGUCAUGAGCUAUCCAUCAAAACUGCUCCAUUAAGCUAAAGUUGUUUUGGUGACUAUAGUGUCCCUUUAAGUAGAAAAACAUAGAUUUCUCAUGGAUACCAACAUUUUAAUAGAGAUGUAAAUGAUAAACAAUAUAAGAUUGAGACAGCCACUGUGGGAGAAUUGUAAGAGCAGUUAUCUUUUCUUUGGUUUGUACUUAAGUGUAUUUUUGUUUUGUCUGUUUUAGAGGGCAGAGACCUUGAUGGAUUCGGUGUGUGAAGAUAUGGAAGAAAAGCCUGAACCAUAUUUUAGUUUCGGAAUCAUUGCUGAUAUUCAGUAUGCCGACAUAGACAAUGGUUACAACUUUAUGAAGACCAGGAUGAGAUAUUACAGAAACAGCCUGACUCUCCUAAAAGAAGCCGUUCAGGAGUGGGAUUCGGAAAGCACCAAACCUAAAUUCAUCCUCCAACUUGGUGAUAUCAUUGAUGGCUUUAACGUUCCCCAGAAAACGUCCGACACAUCGCUUGCUAUAAUACUGGCAGAAAUGGAAAAACUGAAGAUCCCUUUCCAUCACAUUUGGGGGAACCACGAAUUCUACAAUUUCAAGAGAAAAUAUUUAAUGGAAUCUAAACUGAACUCUAAACCAUUAGAAGAUGAAAUUGGUCAAUUGACCAUAAAUGAAGAUACCAGCGAGACCAGAAGUGACCAGGAAUCUUUUUAUGGCUAUCAUUUUAGUCCUUAUCCCGGAUUUCGAUUCCUCUUAAUUGAUUGUUAUGACCUCAGCGUCAUCGGUAGAGAUACAAUGAGUAUCAAAUAUGGGAUGUCGUUAAAACUCCUCAAGGAAAAGAAUCCCAAUGAGGAUUUGAACAGCCCUAGAGGUAUGGGAUAGUUUUUUAAAAGAAAUGGGCAAUAGGUUGGAGUAACUGCUCUUUCAGAUAUUAAAUGUCUCUGAAUGUAACACAUCUCAAAGGGGAACCAUCACACAUACCAGUUUUUCUAAUAUUAUGUUUACUUGUCCCCUAUAUUUAGCAAAUAAGUGUUUGUGAAGUCUGAAAAAUAAAAUGAAAUGUAACAAUUUACACUUCAGUAUAUACUUAAAUCCUGUAACUGGCGCCUCCAUCUUGGCUACCUGUCAAUCCUCACUUUCUUGCCCGUAAUUAUAGUUAAAGGAACACUAUAGGGUCAGGAACACAAACCUUUAUACCUGAUCCUAUAGUGUUAAAACAACCAUCUAGCCCCCCAUGCCUCUCCUCUUGCCCCUUAAAUAUAGUAAAAUCUUAAUUUUGUUCAGGUCUGCAGCUGUUGGCUCUGCCCCUGAUCUGUCUGCUUGGCUGACAUCAUCAAAAGUGUUGUUCUGAGCCAAUCACAAUGCUUUCCCAUAGGAUUGGCUGAGACUUUUAAGGAGGCAGAUCAGAGGCAGAGCCAAACACAGCCCUGCCCAACCUGCAUCCCCUCAUAGAGAUACAUUUGUCAUGGCCCCCGGCUUGCGGCUGCAGAUGUUCGCACCCGAUCGGUGCGACAACACUGACAGGUUUAAGAGCUUACCUGUUCAGCAGCAAGCCGACCCGCUGGGGCGUCCGUUCCCAUUUGUAGCUCUGCCUCCAAAGGUCACACGAACGUGCGUGUGACGUCACGACAGCGAGGCACAUGCACGUUCUGGUGUCAGAGGCCAAGCCCUGACCAAUCACAGCCCAAGGAGGGAUAUUUAAACCCCUGAAUUUCCCUAGUUCAUUGCCCUGUCAUGGUUUCUUCUCCUGGUUCCUGAGAGUGCAUUUUCUUGUCCUUGUUAUUGAUAUUCCCGGUAUUCUGACUUUGGCUAUUCCUGACUAUUCUGAUCCAUGGUUUCCCUGACUUGGCUUUCUUAUCGAUCUUGUGUAUUUCUGGCUUCCUUGACCUCGGCUUUCCCUUGACCAUGCUCUGUCUUUCAACGUAUUAGUCUGGCCAUUCUAAGGACCGGUUUACGUUCUGUCUAUUUUUCUAUUCUAUUCAGAUGUUAUAUAGUUUUGCGUGUUGGAUCACAGUCGUUGUGACAGCAUUGAAUCAAUACAUCUCUAUGAGGAAAGUUCAGUGUCUCCAUGCAGAGAGUGGAGACACUGAAUGCCAGUGCUGCACAGUGCAGCACUGCCCCAAGAAGCACGUCUAGUAACCAUCUGAGCAUAGAAACAUAGAAUGUGACGGCAGAUAAGAACCAUUCGGCCCAUCUAGAGCAGUGGCCAGUGGGGGUAUUCCUAGGCAGUAAUGUAAACACUGCAUUUUCUCUUAAAAAAGCCUGAAGGGAAUGAUUCUACUCACCAGAACAAAUACAAUAAGCAGUGGAAUGGAAGAGUUUAAACAGAAUAUUUCUGCUUUCCUCCUCAUUUACAUCAUCUGCCUUGGCUGUGCCUGGAUUGAACUGCAUUGUGAUGUAACUUGCUAAAUAUAUUAAUAUACAUUUAAAAUAAAACAGAGAUUCAUAAGAAAAAAAAAGUUGGCCUAUGGACGUGAGUUUAGAAGGAAAUUUCUUUCAGGGUUAUUCAUUAAACUUCACGCUUUGCUGACAUACGGGAGUGUCCACUUGGGUAUUUGGGAGAAAUACAGCCUUUAUUUUUGUCAAAACACAAUGUAGCCCCGGUGCUACUUUUUCUAUAGUUUUUUUUUUUUUUUUACAUGAAAUCAUACAUUUACCAUGCUUCUCAUUGUAAAGGGGAGUUUUAUAUUUCAUAUUUAGUGUGGAUUUAUUUUGUUUUUAUGCUUUUCUCUGUUAUAGGACUAGAAGAAGAGCAGUUUGUACAAUUUAAUGGCGGCGUCAGUGGGGCUCAGUUAAACUGGAUCAAUAGCGUGCUUGCAUCUUCAGAUGAACAAGACGAGAAAGUGGUGGUCAUCGGUAUGUAGGGGUUUAAGUUUAGAAUAUCUCAAUGGACAUGUAUUUUAUAGAUUGCUCCUUUUUUAUUAUAUUGAUGCAAAUGGCUGACAUUUUCUGAAAAUAGAUUUUGUUUACUGCCACUCCUAAACCCGUUUUGUUUUGCUCUUUAAAGGGACACUUUAGUUACCAGAAUUACUACAGCUUAUUGUAUUUGUUCUGGUGAGUAGAAUCAUUCACGUCAGGCUCUUUGCAGUAAACACUGUAUGUUCAGACAAAACAUUUACAUUACAGCCCAUGGAUAUCUCCACUAGCCACUCCUUAGAUGGCUUCCUAGGGCAGUGCUGCACACUGUGCAGUACUGCCAUUCAGUGUAUCCACUCUCUGCAUGCAGACACUGAGCUUUCCUUAAAGAGAUGCAUUGAUUCAAUGUAUUUCUACGAGGAGAUGUUGAUUGGCCAGGGCUUUGUUUGAUUUGUGCUGGCUCUGCCCCUGAUCUGCCUCCUUUACAGUCUCAGCCAAUCCUAUAUGAAAGCAUUGUGAUUGGCUCAGACCACCAGAUCUGAUGAUGUCAUCAGACAGCAGGCAGUUCAAAAGCAGCAGCUUCAGACUUUAAUACAAGUAAGAUUUUACUACAUUUAGGGAGGCAAAAGGGACCAGGGGGGCUAGAUGGUGGCCCUUUAAUAUGAAAUGAACUUUGCAAUCUACUGAUACAAUAUAUAGGAGCUCCAGUCUACAACAAAACAUGUCUACAUUGUAGUUUGCUGGCUGUGCCUUACUUGUAUUAGACUGUAGUGUAGAUAGAAACUUUAGCCUCUCUAAAUAUACCCAUUCUGUGUGCUUCUUGUUCAAUGUCAAUAGAAGCUAAUUACUACAACAUUAUAGUCGCUUUUUCUGCUUGUCACAUGACUGAUUGGAGCUGUGAAUUGAAACAAACUUAUGUAAUACUUUUGACACUUCUGUUUACGUAUAUUAUAAUACCAUUACUUUAUUUAACUCUUUUUUCCCCCCCGUACAGGUCACCUCCCCAUCCAUCUAGACUCCACAGAUGCUAUUUGUUUGGCCUGGAAUUACAAGGAGAUUUUGUCAGCGUUACAAUCCCACCCCUGCGUAAUUGGAUAUUUUGCAGGACACGACCAUGACGGAGGGUACUCUGUGGAUGCUAGCGGAAUACACCAUAUAACUUUCAAAGGGGUUAUAGAAACACCUCCCGAGAAUCAGGCCUUUGGGACGAUGUAUAUGUACGAAGAUAAAAUGGUUUUAAAAGGACGAGGUCUGGUUUUAAGCAAAACUUUACAUUAUAGAAAUGGCAGAAAGGAGGAACCUGUGCAUUAAUUUUAUUUGUAGUUAAUUGAGUGAAUUCUUGACAAUCCAUUUAUAGAAACAGAGAAUUACAGAAACUUGUAGGUUUAUACAGGUACUAACAGACAUGAGGCAGGGCUGCUUUCUGGAACUAUCGUAUUAUAACUCUAACACGUUAAACAGCAAAGGUUAUACAUACACACAAACCUGAACAGAAAGACGUUAUUGCUGUAGAAGCCAUAACAAGAGAUGCAAGUCAUCACAUGUUCUGGCUCAAAGAGCUCUCUCCAAGAAUGUCUUGAGUGUAAUUAAAAUAAUUUAAACGUCUGUUAUUCAUAGAGCUGACUCCGUCCCCUUACUCCCAGAAUCCUUUGAGGGUGGGGGGUGAGCCAAGAGCCAAAAAUUGCAGCGAAUUAACUAUGCGUGUAUCUGGAUUAUUUUGUUUUAUUAAACACAAUCUCAAGAAUUUUAUUUACAAAUGAAAUUACUUUUUUGUCAUUCUGGCAAUGAUCCUAAAAAAUGUUUUUUUUUAUACAUAGAUCUCAUACAGUGCAACUUUUGUAGGAACAUUGCUGGUUAAGUGUUAAUGUAUUGUCACGGUACCUGUGGCGUCAGGACUUUUGUUGUUCUUGCCCUCUGAUAUAUUAAUUCACACCUUUUAAAAUUGUAUUUAUAUCGACUCAUUUCACUCCUUUACUGCCUCUUUUUCCAGACAUGUAACGUAACAGCGCCAGUUUACAUUCAGCAUUAUAACCCUAUCGUAUAAACCAGGGAAUGACAAAUAACACUCAAAAUAUUACUUAGUUAAUUAAUUUUUAAGGUGUAUUGUCAUAAUGUAGGAUAACUAAUUG
Molecule: messenger RNA, 9139 nt
Organism: Pelobates cultripes (western spadefoot toad)
Lineage: Eukaryota; Metazoa; Chordata; Amphibia; Anura; Pelobatidae
Source: the annotation of a GenBank genome assembly